Molecule: messenger RNA, 1658 nt
Organism: Mercurialis annua (annual mercury)
Lineage: Eukaryota; Viridiplantae; Streptophyta; Magnoliopsida; Malpighiales; Euphorbiaceae
Product: pyruvate dehydrogenase E1 component subunit beta-3, chloroplastic-like
Exons: 4
Coding region: 195-1415 (406 amino acids)
Biological process (GO): pyruvate decarboxylation to acetyl-CoA
Molecular function (GO): pyruvate dehydrogenase (acetyl-transferring) activity
Source: RefSeq, a predicted model, not a curated record
GAGGGAGCAAAGAAGUGGCGAUGGAAACAAGGUGGAGAAGUGUCACUGAGAAAAUACAUAAAAGAAAUCGCCAAAACGUUGCCGUUUAGCUCUUCCUUCUUCAAAAUCUCCGCCAUUUUUCUCCUCUCUCGUUUUAUAAAUCACAGCUCCUCUCUCUUACUUCACCUUGAAAAUUCACUGAAAAUCAAGAGACAAUGGCAACAAUACUGCAGGGAUUAGGAGCAGCAACGGCAUUAACGCCGUCAAAUUCCUUAGAUUCCAAGAAAUUUCAGCUCAUUUCUCGUAGAUCCUUCUCAGAGAGAAAAUCGAGCCUCCUUGUGGUCAGAUCUGAGGGAAGGCUCACCGCCGGUGAUUCUAGUUCAAGACGUCGCCGGGCUGAGCAGUUGAUUACCAAUGCUGUUGCUACAAAGCCUGAGAGUUCUUCUGUAGCUUCUAAAUCCGGACACGAACUUCUACUUUUUGAGGCCCUAAGAGAAGGACUGGAGGAAGAAAUGGACAGAGAUGCCACUGUUUGUGUUAUGGGUGAAGAUGUGGGUCAUUACGGAGGUUCUUACAAGGUGACGAAAGAUUUAGCUAUUAAGUACGGGGAUCUCAGAGUUCUUGACACUCCUAUUGCUGAAAAUUCAUUCACCGGCAUGGGCAUUGGAGCUGCCAUGACUGGCUUGAGACCAAUUGUUGAGGGUAUGAACAUGGGGUUUCUCCUUUUAGCUUUCAAUCAGAUAUCAAACAACUGCGGUAUGCUUCAUUACACAUCAGGCGGCCAAUUUACAAUCCCCAUCGUGAUUCGUGGACCUGGUGGAGUUGGGCGACAACUUGGGGCUGAGCACUCACAGCGACUCGAAUCAUAUUUCCAGUCAAUUCCUGGGAUCCAAAUGGUUGCAUGCUCGACGCCCUAUAAUGCCAAGGGCUUGAUGAAAGCUGCAAUCCGAAGUGAGAAUCCCGUGAUACUUUUUGAGCAUGUUUUGCUGUACAAUCUCAAAGAGAAAAUCCCGGACGAGGAAUACAUAUGUAACCUUGAAGAAGCCGAGAUGGUUAGGCCUGGAGAGCAUGUCACUAUUCUAACCUACUCGAGAAUGAGAUACCAUGUAAUGCAGGCGGCCAAAACAUUGGUCAAUAAAGGAUAUGAUCCUGAAGUUAUUGAUAUCAGAUCAUUGAAACCGUUUGACCUACACACAAUAGGAAACUCCGUAAAGAAGACACACCGCGUGCUAAUUGUUGAGGAGUGCAUGAGGACUGGCGGCAUUGGCGCUAGCUUAACUGCAGCUAUCACCGAAAAUUUCCAUGACUAUUUGGAUGCUCCUAUUGUAUGCUUGUCUUCACAAGACGUGCCGACUCCCUACGCUGGGACAUUGGAGGAAGUGACCGUGGUUCAACCUGCACAAAUCGUGACAGCGGUGGAGAAACUUUGCCAAUAAUUACAGUAGCAUGAAUACUAUCGCCUUUGUGGUAAAAAUUCUCGUGUUUCUUUCUAUAAAUUACUUUCGUUAGUUUUUAUUUUCUUAUCUUUCUUGAAGUGGUUUAUUUAGUUUGACACUUUUUUUUUGGCAAUUCUCUGUUGUUGAAAAUUGCAGCACCCGUCUGUGUUGAGGCAUUGUUCUUUUUUAUGUUUGCAGUGACUUAAAUAUAUCAUGUAACAGUUUAUUGGUAGAUUUGUGGAA